Molecule: messenger RNA, 1062 nt
Organism: Clonostachys byssicola
Lineage: Eukaryota; Fungi; Ascomycota; Sordariomycetes; Hypocreales; Bionectriaceae
Source: the annotation of a GenBank genome assembly
AUGCAUCGCUCAAACAUCUUCAGGGCCUGUCGAAAACAACUCGCCGUCCCCGAACUCAACGACUGGGGUACAUGGGAUGAGCAUGCUGAACUCUCUGUGUCUACCCGCAUCGACGAUCUUACAGUCCCGCAGUGUAUGGACGUGUUCGACAUGCUCCAAGCUGCGAUGAAAGCGAGUGGUCAGCCAAACCCUAUCCCUACUGACGCUCAGAUGGAGAGCUUUCUGAAGCUUGUCCUCGGUUACGAUAAAUAUGCUCUCGCGCGGGAGAUGGAAUCUCAAGUGGGGAAACAAAACUUCAAUCCUGAAUUCAAGAGCUUAGUUGGAGUCUCCAAGAGCACCAAAGUAUACGGGCAUCUUGAUCUGGCCCAAGGCCACGAAAUGCGAUAUUCCCUCCGUGUCUCCGAGGAGCAAGAUAACUGGCACGCCCCGAAUGACUGGCACCCACCGAAUCUAGCCCCAAGCAGUGUUGAGUUCACCUGCAAGGAGCCUACCCAGUGGAUGUCGGAGCUCAACGAAGAAGCAAGACUCGAGACGUUCAAGUACAUCUGCAAUUCCAACUUGCUAGUCGCCAUUCAAGCUGCUCGAUGGUUCAUCAACAUCCGCCUCUUUUGCAAGGAGCCCUACGUUCGCCCGGUGAACCACUAUCUGUCCCUGGCCGGAGCAAAAGCUCAUUCGUUCAUUCACCUCCCCAAUUUCUUCCAGGAUCACCCCUAUCUCGACAUGAUAUGUGUGGAAAGGCCCCGAACUGUGUUUGAUGAGCUUUCGCCCGGCUCUGAGAUGCUUGCCGAAAUGAUGCAAAAGCUAAAGUGCAAGACUGGGAAGACUAAGUCUACUGUUCCUGACAAUGGCUGGAACGCAUAUGGCGGCUGGGGGGCCAUUGAGAACGGCUGUCGCGGCUGGGGGGCGAAUCCCGAAGGGCAAGAGGAAGAGUAUUCCUACGAGGAGGGUGAGGCUCCCUGCACGGAGGAAGAGGGUGCCUACGAGGACGGAGCAUAUGAGUACGAAGACGAAGGAUUCGACUAUAAUGAUGAAGGGUGGGACUACGAGGGUCAGGAGAUCUAA